ACCAGCUGGUCGUCAAAAUGUCGAGCGGGCAAACCGACGCAAUGUCGCAACCUCCCAGUACCUUUAGGACCAAGCAAAAACCUGAAAGACUACCCAUAACAGUCGAGAAACCCACACCAUAUACCUUUGAUCUUGGCCGCCUCAUGGCCCUAGACCCUAACCCUCUCAACCUCCCCGCAAAUUCCCUCUCCAACCCACCCGUCCUCAACUCAACACUCAAAUCCACCGCCCGUGACGGUGCCCAAUGCCUCCUCAACCAGCUCCUAACCGCCUGCCCCAUAACCAGCUCCGCCACGGACGGCGUUCUUCUCACCCUCCCUACCCCAGUAACCCCGCUCCCGCGCUUCAAACCACUCCCCACGCCCAAGCCGCCUACAAAAUGGGAGCUUUUCGCGCGCAAGAAGGGAAUCGGCAAAUACAAUAACAAACUUGGCGCUAACGAGGCCGAGCGGCGGAAGAAGUUGGUGUAUGACGAGGAGAAGGGAGAAUGGAUGCCUAGAUGGGGAUACAAGGGCAAGAACAAGGCUGAAGAUGACCAGUGGUUGGUGGAGGUGGAUGAUAAGAAGUGGAAAAAGGAAGAAGAUAUGAAUAUUCGGGGAGAAUCGAUCAGAAAUGAAGGGAGAAAAGAAAGGAUGGAGAGAAUUCGGAGGAAUGAGAGGAAAAUGAGGGCGAAUAUGCGGAGGACCGGGAAUGCGAAGAGCAAAGCUUGAAGGGGUUUGGAUUCCCCGGGGGUUUUACGUGCAGGCGUUCUUUUUGUGACGGGUCAGUUAAUACUUUUUGCAAGGCGUUGAAGGCCCAUGGAACCAUGGGAUUGGUGUAUGAACAAAAGUGUGGUUAUAUUGAAUACGAUA
Molecule: messenger RNA, 851 nt
Organism: Coccidioides immitis RS
Lineage: Eukaryota; Fungi; Ascomycota; Eurotiomycetes; Onygenales; Onygenaceae
Product: ribosome biogenesis protein
Exons: 2
Coding region: 18-710 (230 amino acids)
Biological process (GO): endonucleolytic cleavage in ITS1 to separate SSU-rRNA from 5.8S rRNA and LSU-rRNA from tricistronic rRNA transcript (SSU-rRNA, 5.8S rRNA, LSU-rRNA); ribosomal large subunit biogenesis; ribosomal large subunit export from nucleus
Cellular component (GO): nucleolus; nucleus; preribosome, large subunit precursor
Molecular function (GO): protein binding
Source: RefSeq, a predicted model, not a curated record